Messenger RNA from Brassica napus (rape), 2502 nucleotides. RefSeq lists its product as uncharacterized. NCBI's taxonomy places the organism in Eukaryota, Viridiplantae, Streptophyta, Magnoliopsida, Brassicales, Brassicaceae. Gene Ontology annotation, molecular function: cysteine-type peptidase activity. Gene Ontology annotation, biological process: proteolysis. The record is from RefSeq and is a predicted model, not a curated record. The transcript is spliced from 5 exons. Bases 1 to 2502 code for a protein of 833 amino acids.
AUGGAUGCUGCUGAAGUUAAAUCAGGGGAUUACCCACCAAGACUUUACCCUGAAAGGUCUUCUAACCUAGAUGGUAAAGUUAUUAAUCACAAUUUCCAUCCAGGGCAUUUCCCCCACGUUAGAGAAACAAUAAGACUUGAUGUGUGGGAAGAACUGGUGAACUCUCCCAUUGGAGUAGUUGCUAGGCUAGCUAAACGCGAAAGCAUGUGGUCUGGUAGGACCGUGCACUAUCUACUGUGUAGACAGCUGCGAGUUAUAAACAAGGAGAUAUGGUGUCUCAUGGCUGAUGAGGCUAUAAGGUUUAGCUUGCUCGAGUUUGGUAAGAUCACUAAGCUAAACACAGAUGGAGGUUCAUACACAAUAAGCGGCAUGAAGGACGCGUUAUUGUUUUGGGCUUAUGAAUCCGUCACAUGCUUCGGUGAGAGUUUUGGGAGAGUGAGCAAUAACGAAGACGUUCCGCUUUUGCGAUGGGGUGGAAAGCGUACACGUGCAAGCUUUGAUAAAUUGUUGUCUGCCGAAAUCAAAAAGCAUGGCAAAGUGCGUGUGAGGAGAAUGGUUUUGAAGGACUCAAUUGAAGAGAUGUUUCCUAUUUGGCCGGGUGAAGAUGAUGACCCACAACUCGUUAGGUUGAUAACAAACAUACAUUCAGGUAGAUUUGUGAAAGGUUUGUGGGAAGUGCAGGGGAAUGCAAAGGGGAAGGGGAAUGCAAAGGGGAAGGGGAAUGAGAAGAAGAGAAUGAAGGGUGGAGUUUCGUCAGAAGCUGAGCCACCCACUAAGAAGCAGAAGAAAGUUAAGACACAGAAUGAGUCUGAAGCUGAUGCAGCGGGAAAGGGUUCUAGCGAGAAGGAAGGCAGCAAAGAGUUGGAGUUGGAGAACAAAGCGACUCUAACGACCAUUGUGAGUACUCUGGAUAUUAUUUCCAGAAAAUUUGAUCAGGUUGACUCACGGUUGGAAGCUUACGAGUUAGACCGGAACAGACCAUUGAUGGACCAAAAGACCAUUGAUGACAGGGUGAAUGCUUUACUGGAGGAGCGUCUAAAAGAUCUGGGGAUUGGGAAAAUUCUCGAAAACCAUGAUAACCCCUCUCCACAAUUAUCAGAUAACUCUUUAUCGAUGGCAUCACCGGUGGUUCGAACGCAUCAGAAGUCUGUUAAUAGUCCAGCGUUAGUAGCUGCGACUACUGGUAAGGAGUUUGGACCGAAAAAGAAUUUGGCCAAAGAGCUUGAAAAGGAAUCAGGGGUGAAAAGGACUUUGGAUGAGGAGUUUGGUAGUGUCGAUAAAGCUACUGAUAUGCGGCCUCUUGAUUUCGUAGUAGUUUCUCCUGCAAAGGCUACUAAGGAUGAUAAGGCCACUAAGGAUGAUAAGGCUGCUAAGGAUCCAGCCUAUGGACGCGGCUAUAGGCGCAAGCGUAUUGUUAAGGGUGAGGAAGCCGAUGAAAAGAAAAAAGCAGCGCAGGCAGAUGUUGCGUUUAAGAGGAAGGAGAAGGCUGAGGCUAAGAAAAAAGCUAAGAAACAAGAGGCUGAGCUAAAGAAGCAAAAACAGGCUGGGUCAAAGUACAAAAAGGUGACUCCGCCGCGUGACGGUGUAACAAGAUGCAAGGUACAACCUGAUGUAGAGGACAGUUCAUUGGCUGAUAUAACUGACGAAGUUGUUGCAGAACAGAACGAAUUCGCGCCGGAGUCUGAUGUCGAGAAUUCUGAAGUGGUUAGAUCUGCUAUAAUUAAGGACUACCGGGAGAAAAAUGUUCGGUUAACUCCAAAAGGGUUGUCAAUGACGGCAGUUUCUUCAUCAUUAGUUUUUCCGAAUGUAGGACAUGAUGGAACGAUGUGCAUGAGGAAGAAUGUUACUCCUUCAUCAGCAAUAUAUGACCCUCUAGCACCUGUUGAUCCGGCGCUAUUGGAGAAACUUAUGCAGCACAUCAAGGCAAUUCACCCAAACCACCAGCAGCGCCCGUUCAAGAUGAAACCCACAAUGUUCAUGUUCAAAGGCAAUGGUUAUGAAGAUAUGAUAAAUGGUAGGAUUCCCGAUCAUUGUCAAACAAACUUGAAGUGGUAUGAAGAUGUGGAUCACUUGUACGGAUGUCUUCAAACCGGCAGAAAUCACUGGGUUGCGUAUCACGUGGAUCUGAAGAAGGAGAAGAUUGAUUGCUACGAUCCAAUCUUUGGAGAGGUAACACUCGAAAGUGAGCAGAGAAUUCUGAAUUCAUUUAAACCGCUGACGCACAUGAUUCCCGCUAUGUUGAGUGCACAUAUUCCUACCAAUAUCCGACCCAUUAGCAGGAAGAAGUUCUCAUUCAGAAGGAGAAGCAAAAGAUACACUCCACAAAACACCCAGGUUGGCGAUUGUGGGGUGUAUUCGUUGAAGUUUGUGGAGUGUCUAGCGCUUGGUGUAACGUUUGAUGGGAUAAACGAUCAAAAUAUUCAAGGUUUACGGAUGAAGAUGGCAGCAAAUAUCCUCGCUGAAGAAGGAAAUGUUGUGACGGACCAAAUGAUGGCUAAUUGA